Messenger RNA from Rotaria sp. Silwood2, 1029 nucleotides. Lineage: Eukaryota; Metazoa; Rotifera; Eurotatoria; Philodinida; Philodinidae. The record is from the annotation of a GenBank genome assembly.
AUGAAAGCAGCCGUCAUAACAAAUUUCAAAAAGCUAUUGGAAAUCAAGCGUGUAGCUAUUCCAAAACUUGGACCAAAUAACUUAUUAAUUAAAACAAUUGCUUGUGGUGUAUGCCAUACAGAUUUACAUGCUGCUCAUGGAGAUUGGGAUAUCAAGCCACAACUACCACGUAUUCCAGGUCAUGAAGGUGUUGGUGAAAUAGUUGAAUUAGGCACAAUGGUCAGUAAUUAUUUAAAGAAGGGUGAUAUUGUUGGUGUGCCUUGGUUACAUAGUGCUUGUCGUCAUUGUGAGUAUUGUUUAACCGGUCGAGAAACACUUUGCAAACAACAAAUUAAUUCCGGUUUUUCAUGUGACGGUUCAUUUGCUGAAUAUGUUCUUAUGGAUGGUGAUUUUGCUGUUAAAUUGCCAGAUGGUAUGGAUCCAUUUAAAUCAGCACCACUCUAUUGUGCUGGUGUGACAGUUUAUAAAGCAUUGAAAGUUUCUAAGGUUCGACCGGGUGAAUGGGUAUCAAUUGUUGGUGUUGGUGGUCUUGGGUCAGUUGCUGUUAAAUAUGCUGUCGCUAUGGGUAUGCGUGUAGUUACUAUAGUUGCUCCUGGUGAUAAAGUUGCUGUAGCAUUAUCGAAAGAAAUGGGAGCUGAAGAAGUUUAUGAUGGUCCAUCAGAUCAACACGGCAAAUGGAUUCAAGAAAAAAUUGGUGGUGUCCAAGCAGCAGUUGUUACUGUGCCUAUUAUUGCUGCUUUUGAACAAGCAUUUCAAUCAGUUAAACGUGGGGGUCGUAUUGUUGCUGUUGGUUUACCAAAUGGUAAAAUGGCUGUACCAAUUGUUGAUUGUAUUUUGGGUGGUAUUGAAGUAGUUGGUUCAGUUGUUGGUACACGUAAAGAUUUACAAGAGUGUUUAGAAAUCGCAAAACUUCAUAAAAUUGAAUGUAAAGUAGAAAAACGAAAAUUAGAAGAUAUAAAUGACAUAUUUGCAGACAUGCUCAAUUAUAAAAUUAGCGGUCGAAUGGUUCUUGAUUUUACCGCUAAAUAA